Messenger RNA from Perca flavescens (yellow perch), 1410 nucleotides. It is a transcript of the gene dhrs13a.3, whose product is annotated as dehydrogenase/reductase (SDR family) member 13a, duplicate 3. Lineage: Eukaryota; Metazoa; Chordata; Actinopteri; Perciformes; Percidae. The coding region runs from base 57 to 1013 and encodes 318 amino acids. The transcript has 5 exons. The record is from RefSeq and is a predicted model, not a curated record.
GUAUUGCGUUUACGAACUUGACUGUGCUGUUGCUGCUUUGCUACUUCAGUGCAGUGAUGUCUGCGUUGCUUUGCCUCGUAGCAGGAGCACUUUGCUUUUAUGUGAUAGUGUAUUACGGUGUAUUCAGAGGCGCUAGGUGCUCCAGUUCAGUGAAGCUGAAUGGGAAGACGGCCAUUGUUACAGGAAGCAACACUGGCAUCGGCAAGGCCGUGGCUCUGGAUCUGGCAAAGAGAGGAGCCAGGGUGAUCCUCGCCUGCCGCAACAGGGACAAAGCUGAGGCUGCUGCUUUUGACAUUCGUAGAGAGAGCGGGAACAACCAGGUGGUGUUCAUGCAGUUGGAUCUCGCGAGUUUCAAGUCUGUUCGCAGCUUUGCUGAAACCUUCCUGAAGACUGAGCCCAGACUGGACGUCCUCAUCAACAACGCAGGUGUGAUGGGUCCAGGACAUACUGAAGAUGGUUUCGGCAUGGCGUUUGGGGUAAACCACCUGGGUCACUUCCUGCUCACCAACCUUCUCCUGGAGCAGCUGCAGCAGUGUGGUCCCAGCCGCGUGGUCACCGUGGCUGCACUUCUGCACCGCUUUGGCAGUGCUCACUUCCCUCUGAUGGCGUCCAAGAACGACUCUGUGUCUGCUCAGUCUACCUGGCACAACCUUCAAGCCUACUGCAACAGCAAGCUGUGUAAUGUGCUCUUCACCAGGGAGCUGGCCAACAGGCUGGAGGGCACCAGCGUCACCUGCUACAGCCUCCACCCAGGAGUGGUCUACACAGAGCUGGGUCGCAGUAUGAGCCUCUGGCAGCAGCUCCUCCUGAAGCCCUUGGCCAAGCUCUUCUUCCUGGAUCCAGAGGGGGGGUCCCAGACCAUCCUGCACUGUGCCCUGCAGGAGGGCCUCGAGCCACUCAGCGGACGCUACUUCUCCAACUGCGCACUGCAAGAAGUGGGAGCCAAGGGACGGGAUGACGCCCUGGCUAAGAAGCUGUGGGAAGUGAGUGAGCGGUUAACCCGUUUGUCGUAACAGACUAAAUCCAAAUCCAGAGGGAUCGCUCAGUGCCUUAUCAGAAACCUCUACAGGCCUCCAGUGUCAAUGUCUUAUUGUUGGUCUCGAUCAGGAGUGUACUGCUGCCGGAGUGCACCGGAAUGACGCCCCGCCACUUUUCUCUCUCCCAAGUGAAGAAACAGAAUAUUCUUAGUUUGCAUAAUUCAGUUGAAAUUCACUUUUUUUUUUAAGUGCUCGAAGAUCCAAUUAUAAAUAAAGCGUCUGUCAUGAGAGAGAGGCAAUAAAAGCAAAUUGAGUGGUCAAAGUUGUCAUAUUGACAUUUAAGGUGUGUUGACUGAUUUAUAAAAGGGGAACUAUGCCGUUUUUUUUAGCUUAAUUUACCUUAACUGAACAGCUUCGGAGUCAUUGGAAUGGU